Chlamydomonas reinhardtii is the source of this 9571-nucleotide messenger RNA. RefSeq lists its product as uncharacterized. Bases 270 to 8051 code for a protein of 2593 amino acids. The transcript is spliced from 44 exons. Gene Ontology annotation, biological process: cyclic nucleotide biosynthetic process; protein autophosphorylation; phosphorelay signal transduction system. Gene Ontology annotation, cellular component: membrane. Gene Ontology annotation, molecular function: histidine phosphotransfer kinase activity; phosphorelay sensor kinase activity. Lineage: Eukaryota; Viridiplantae; Chlorophyta; Chlorophyceae; Chlamydomonadales; Chlamydomonadaceae. The record is from RefSeq and is a predicted model, not a curated record.
CUAAAACACAUUCAGACAAACACCGCGCGCACAGUCUGCGUGCGCGCAUUGCCCAAAACGCUUGCGAACGCCUCCAGCAAACUACUAAAGCAUGACGUCGUCCCGUCGCUGCGCUGCAACUUCUUGAAGGCCUCGGGCCCGCAUUGAUUCAAUUAGAUAUAGGACAGAUGCCAAGUUCUCUUGCGGGAGCAAAGGGCCGGUCUGGCGGGGCCGGAGACAAGUCGCUCGACGCCCUAGACCGCGAGACCGGCACGCUGAAAGCAGCAAUUAUGCCGGGCGACCGCCAGCAUAGCUCAGUUGGGCCUCCCGUGCCCGCCUCGACAUCUGUUUCAGCGCCCACUGAGCAUCUCAAGGAGGCUUACAACACGCUGGUGCUGCUUGUAUCAUGCGCAGCAAUUUGGAUGGUUUGUUCCUACAUUGACGCAACCUACACACCGCGCGACUUCAACUACAUUCCGUCUCGGUCGCUUAUUAUCUCCUACCAGUGGUGCAUGGUCGGCUACGCAUCGAACCUGAUUCUCACUCUCAUGAAGGUCAUUUUCGAGACGAACCGCUCCAAGCUCAAGCUGCACAUGGUAUCGUGCUACAUCAACAUCCUGGCCGCCACCAGCUACUGCAUGCUGUGGACCGGCUUCUCGCCCAUCGUCCCCGACGUGCAAUCGUGCCUCUACAUCCCGCAGCGGUGGCUGCUGUACUGCUUCACGGCCCCCGCCAUCAUCUACAUCCUGUGCCAGAUCAGCGACUACACCACUCGCAUGCGCGUCUGGGUCAUUAUGCUCAACGUGUUCAUGCUGGCUGCGGGCGGGCUGGGCACGGUGCCCUGGAUCUCAUGGACACACAAGGUGUACUGGUACGUCAUGAGCUGCGUCCCCUUCCCCUCCAUCCUGGUGCACAUGUGGCGCAUGGUGUCGUCGGCUGUGGAUGAGACCAUGGACCCCACCUCCAAGAGAGCCAUAAAGUUCAUACGCCUCUUCUCCAUCACCACGUGGAACCUGUUCCCCUUCGUGUACUUCGCUGCCAUCGACGGCGCACUCAGCCUGGAGAUCAGCGAGCCGCUGUGGGCGGCGCUGGACUGGCUGACCAAGAUGGUGUACAGCUCCAGUCUGAUGGAGGCCAACUUCUUCACCAUCGCUCAACGGCGCGAGUUCGCCGUGCGCGCCAUUGAGGAAGCCAACCGCCUCGCCACCAUACAGCAGCUGUCCACGGCCAUCGAGCGCAAGGACGACUUCUUGUCCGUUCGCAAGGGCGUGCGCCUGGUGAACAACGUGGGCAACGUGCCCAAGAUCGUGGGCGACAACGGCCGCAUCGUGCAGAUCCUGUACAACCUGGUUGGCAACGCCGCCAAGUUCACUCGCCAGGGCAUCAUCUCCAUCACCGCGGGCGUCAGCGAGGACAACGCCAAGGUGUACGUGUCGGUGACAGACACAGGCGUGGGAAUACCCAAGGAGAAGAUAUCCAAGAUCUUCGGCGCCUUCGAGCAGGCCGACAUGAGCACCACUCGGCGCUACGGCGGCACUGGGCUGGGCCUUCACCUGGUCAAGGAGCUGGUGAAGGCGCACUGCGGCGACAUCACCGUGGAGAGCGAGGUGGGCGUGGGCAGCAGCUUCACCGUGUGGCUGCCCAUCGCGCAGGACGGCGCGAUGGCGGGCAGUGUGGAGGAGAGCGACCGCGAGGGCCGGGAGGAGAAGCCCUACACGCUGGACUUCAACGGCCCACUGCGCCGCAUCAGCGAGGACUCCGAAGAGGGCGGCUACCUGCAGGCCGCCGCAGCAGCAGCCGCAGCAGGCGGCGGCGGCGGCGGCGGCCGCAGCGGCGGCGGCGGCGGCGGCGGCACCAACCGCCGGAGCAGCCAGGAAAACCGUAAUAACGGCGGCGGAGGAAGAGCAGGAGGAGGAGGAGGCGGUGGUGGUAGGGGAGGGGAGAGGGGCCAUGCAGAAAGCGACGGGGAGCAGGACGGGCCGGGAGGGGGCGGCGGCGGCGGUGGCGGCGGCGGCGCGGGAGGGGAGGAGCAGGAGGGUGAUGAGGGCACGCCUCGUGGCGGCCGAGGUGGCGGCGGCGGCGGACGGGGCGGCCGUGGCGGCGGCGGUGGCGGCGGCGCGUCUAACCAAUCGAACCAUUUCGGAUUCUACAGCAACGGUGAUAGCGGCGCAAGCGGCGGCCCCGGCGGUGGUGGCGGCGGCGGAGGCCGCGGCGGAGGCGGCGGCGGCGGGCAGGGCGACAGCGGACCUCAGGGUGACAGUGGCGGUGGCGGCGGCGGCGGCGGUGGCGGCGGCGGUGGCAAUGGUGGCGGCGCUGGUGGCGGCGGCAGCGGUGGCCGCGGUCUGGGCAAGGGUCCCUCGGGCCGCGGACGUGAGAGCAGUGCUGAGAACCUGUUGACUGUGACCAAGAGCGGCUUCAAAGUUAUGAAGCCUUUCUACAGGGAGAAGUUCGGCGGCUGUAUGGUGCUGUCUGUGGACGACGACCCCAUCAAUCAGAUGGUGGUGGAGAACCUGCUGUCGCCCGAGGGGUACAAGGUGGAGCAGGCCAUGUCGGGCUCUGAGGCUCUGGACUUCCUCAAGCGCACCACCACCCUGCCCGACGUCAUCCUGCUGGACAUUAUGAUGCCGGACAUGAGCGGAUACGAGGUGUGUCAGGAGAUCCGCCGCCGCUACUCCGCCGUGUCCAUCCCCAUCAUCAUGGUGUCGGCCAAGGGACACCCCGAGCACGUGAUGAAGGGCCUCGAGGCCGGCAGUGUGGACUACGUGAAGAAGCCCUUCCACCGCCAAGAGCUGCUCAGCCGCAUCCGGGCACAGGUCCGCAACCGCGAGAUCUUUGAGGCGGAGAUGGAGUCGCGCAAGGUUACUGAGAUGCUGAAGCGCAUUCUGCCGCUGUCGGUCAUCCAGCGACUGCAGCAGGGGCAGUCCAUGAUCGCGGACGCGCACGACGAGGUCACGGUGCUGUUCGCGGGGCAGUUCAUGAUCGCGGACGCGCACGACGAGGUCACGGUGCUGUUCGCGGGGCAGUUCAUGAUCGCGGACGCGCACGACGAGGUCACGGUGCUAUUCGCGGGGCAGUCCAUGAUUGCGGACGGUGAGGUCACGGUGCUGUUCGCGGACGUGGCGGGCUGGCUGAGCUCGCAGGAGCUGUCGGCGCGCACCACGUCCGACGUGGUCAUCGUACUGAACGAGAUGUACGGCGCCUUCGAGAAGCUGCUGCUCAAGUACCAGGUGUUCAGGGUGGAGCACACCGGAGAGUCGUACCUGGUGGUGUCCGGCCACGACGGCACACAGGACCACAUGCGGCGUAUGCUGAGCAUGGCAGCCGACAUGCUGAGCGCCGUGCAGCAGCUGGCGUUCCCUGGUGGCGAGCCGCUGCGCCUGCGUGUGGGCCUGCACACCGGUCCCGCGUACGCGGGCGUGGUGGGCAUUGACAACCCCCGGUACUGCGUGUUCGGCGACACGGUGUCUGUGGCCAACGCUCUGGAGGCGCGCGGCUUUGCCAACGCCGUACACUGCUCCAACGCCGUGUACGAGGCUAUGAGGAGCAAGGACCGCGACCGGGCCGGCGCCAUGUUCGCCCCCGCGCGCAAGUCCAUGGCCGCUGGGCCGUCCGUCAUGGACACCUUCGUGUACAAGGUGGGCAACUGGGAAUCGGCUCUGAAGGAGCUGGAGGAGGAGGAGCAGCAGAAGGAGGCCGCGGAUCGUGAGGCUAGGGAGAAGGAUGACGCCGCGCGGGCGGCGGAGGCGGAGGCGGCGGCCGCGGCGGCGGCGGCGGCGGCCGCGGCGGCGGCGGUGGCGGAGGCGGCGUCCCGGGAGAGGGAGGAGCUGGCGGCGGCGUGCGCGCGCGCGGAGGAACUGGAGCGCAAGGUGAACACGCUGGCCGCGGAGAAGGAGGCGGCGGAGGCGGCCGCCGCGGCGGCGCGCGCCGCCGCCGACGCCCUGCGUGCCCGUGCCGCCGACGAGGCCGCCGAGCGCGGCCGCCUGCACGCCUCCAUCGCCACCUACGAACGGCUUCUCGCCGAGGCGCGCGAGGCGGUCACACUCGCCGCCGCGCGGGCCGGCAGUGCGGGGGGUGCCGGUGGGGGUGGUGCCGGCGGCCUGGCGGCCGCAGCGGCGGCGGGCGCCGCCGCCGCGGCGCAGCGCCGCGGCUCUCCAGCCGGUAUCCAGCACCACCACCAUCAGCAACUGCAGCUGCAGCUGCCGCCAAAUCUGGCUGGCAGCCCCUCCUCCAUGUUGCCGCCCGGGCACCACCACGGCCCCCAACACGCCCACCAACACGCCGGCCUCGGCGCGGAGGACUCGGGCGGCCUCGGCCUUGGCGGACUCGGCAGCGGCCUUGGCGGCCUUGGCAGCGGCGGCGGCGGCCUUGGCAGCGGCCUUGGCGGCCUUGGCGGUGGCGGCCUGUUCAGUCCCACGGGGAGCGACGUGUUCCCGCUCUACCCCGGAGGCGGCGGCGGCGCCGGCAGUGUGGCGGGCAGUGGCGGCGGCGGCAGCGUGGCGGGUCAGGCUGUGGCUCAGAGCUUCUGGACCAUGGCCUACCCCAUCGAUAUGUUCAUGCGGGCUGCCCCGUCUCCCUCACCGCCGCCUGAUGAUGCUGGGCCUGUCAGCCCCAGGGCUGAUGGUCAGGACGGCGAUCCGGCCUUGGAGAUUCCAGGUGCUGGUGUGCAGCCGGCUGGCGCACAGGAGCUUGAAGAGCUUGGGAUCCCCCCUGCAGCAGCAGCCGCACUUCGCGACGCGUUGCAACCGCAGGAGUUCGAGUUGCCUGGAAUUCCGGAAAUUGACGAGGAGCGGCGGCUGUACGAGUCAAGGCUUCCUGGCAAGGAUGGUGCUGAGAGAAUUCCUCGCUUCGAGUCAGUCCGCAUCCCUCAGGUGCCGAUCGACCCUGACAUCCGCUCCUUCCUCCUUGAUGUGUGCGUGCGAGCACUGGCGCAGCGAGAGGCAUCACCAACCACCACCGAGUCAUCUGUCAAGGCAAUGCUGGCAUCGGUGUUCAAUGCGCUGGAUCGGCCAGGGGCUAGUGAGCGGGACCGGGAGAUUGCUAGUUACAUCCCCCGCACCUUCAAGGAGGUGCUCACACUGGUGACAGUGCUGGAGCCAGCAUGCCGUUGGCCGCAGCUGUAUCGCUACAAGAUGUGCAAGUGCGGCUUUAUAUACCGUGGCGCACAUCAGAGCGCCAGCGUCUGCCACGGAAUCGUGAAGGCGCAGGGGGGUGGGGUGGAGGCGUGUGGGAUAAGCUGCGAGCAGGCGCGCGAGGUGACGUACAGCAGCAUCGCCAACUACGUUGAGCGCGCGUAUGCCAACCCGGAGAUUGCCGCUGACCUCUCCAGCUGGCGCCAGCGUCAGGCGUUCCCGCGCAUGGUGGAGCGCAUUGCUGCCCGUGAGCGGGAGCGUGUGGCGGCGCAUCAGGCUGCCAACGCCGCAGCUGGCCGCCCAGGCGAUCCGAUCCCUCCUAAGACGCCGGAAGAGAAGGCAGAGGACGAGCGGGACAGCCAGGCAUCAACGGACUCCAUGUUUGACAUGGUUGAUGGCGAGCUGGUGAAGGAGGCUCUGCGUAAGGAUCCUGCGUUCGCCGCGGAUCCGCGCAAUCUGCUGGUGGUGUUGGUGUCGGACCCCUUCAUCGUGCCUGCGGAUGAGCACGAGCGGUCCAGUAUCCCGUACCUCCUGCUGCCAGUGAACGCGUCUCCGGAGAAUCGCCACCACCUCGGAUUCGCUACACUCCUGUCCCUGAUCGGUGGCAACGUCAAGCCUCCCGGCAGCAAGAAGCCCGACCCGCUCAACCCCAACCAUAUGAUGGCACUCAUCCGUGAUGAGCUGGCCUUCCUGGAGAAGUACGGCAUACGGGUGUGGGAUGCGAGCAAGAACGAGUUCUUCAUCUGCCGUGUCAAGUGUAUCAGCUUCAUCUCCGACUACCGAGGGCUCCACAAACAUCUGGGCAUGAAGGGCUCGCCAGCCAAGUGCGCCUGCUUCAAGUGCUGGCACGAGGGCCAUGUGGUGGGGCGCAAGGCUGUGUACCCGCACAACGCGGCGCACCUGCCAUGCCUGCAUGUGCUGCGAACCAGCCUCGUCGGGCGCCACGUCCCACCCCCCAAGAAGCCACCCAAGAAGCAGGCGGCCGCGGGUGCGGCCAAACCACAGCCAACGCGUGCGACUGCACCAGGUGAUGGGACACGUGCGGCCGCACCCGGGGCGAAACGCACGGCGGCCGCACCACCUGUGACGGGCGCGGCCGCUGGGGGGGGAAAGCGCCUGCGUGGGGCCCAGGGUGCCGCAGGUGGCCGUGCCAGCGACAGCGGCAGCAGCAGCAGCAGCGACGGCGGCAGCAGCAGUGCCAGUGAGUACAGUGAUGUUGAGGUGGAGUCCGAGGACGAGGCGAAGCGGCUGAGACGCCAGCAGCAGCAGCGGCAGCAGCAGCCACAGCAGCCGCGGCAGCAGCAGGCUGUGCGGGGACGGGGCCCUGCUGUGGACCCCAACCUUGCAACACCACCGGCCCGCCGCACCAAGGCGGAGAUGUGGUAUGCAUGUAACUCGCCCACCCCCGGUGCUUCGCUGGUGCCGGUUCCAUGGAGGAUUACACUGGAGGACCCCAUUGGCCUUGCGUUUCCCCUGUACGAGCUGGACAGCUUCGACCCCAUCGGUGGCAUCAACUACGACGGCAUGCACACCAUCUACGGCGUCAUGCGGGACACGGUGGUGCGGUAUGUGCAGUCGUUCCGCAAGCGGAGUGCGGCAAUGGAGGAGUACGACAAGAAGAACGACAUCAUCACCGUCAGUGGGCGUGGUGCCGGCAAGGUGGUGGAGAACUUCCGCGGGGCCCUAGCUGUGAUAGCAGCGAACGUUCCCCGUGCCAUUGCUGGGCGCCUGGCCCGCCUCACCACUGCGGGCAAGAAGGCCAAGUCACACUCCUUCUUCCUCCUGGCUGGUCCCUUUGGUGCGUAUGCGGUCAAGAAGGCUGGCAUGCCGCCUCGGCUAGAGGCGGCCAUGCUGUCCAUCGUGAAUGCUUGCUCUCGCCUGUGGGACAAGGUCCAGCGGCGCUCACAGCUUGGGCAGCUGCGGACGGCUGUUGUGGAGGCCAUCUGCCUGGUCGAACGCCACAUGUCAGCGACGGAACUGGACAUCAAGCUGCACAACUUGAUGCACCUGGUGGACGGCAUUGAGCAACUGGGCCCUCUGUUCACGCACUCCAUGUUCAAGCCUGAGAGCAUCUGGGGGCAGCUGGGCCGUUGGGCGCACAGCAAGCGGCACAUGGAGAUGUCCAUGUUCUUCAUGGCCCUGGACCGUGAGGUCAGCCUGCGUCUGCGGCAACUGCACCCCGCCAGUGUGGACGCCCCGCAGCGGCACAAGGAGGCUCAACGCCAGCUCUACGUGGGGGAGGAGGCGCGUGGAGGGCGUGCGGCGCCAGUGCUUCGCAUUCAGGCCCGGCAUGAUGCGGACGGGGAGGAGGAGGUGCCUGACGAGGGCGAGGCGACCAUGUGGGAUGAGGCCAAGUUCUUUGAGGCAGACCCCGUAAUCUACUGGGGCCGCUUCAGCGGCUCGCGGGACUGGUUUGACGCAGAGAGCAAGGAGGUGGAGGCCCUGUACGAGAGCGCUGGGCUGGAGCAUGCAAUGGGCAGUACUGUUCAGAGCGUGCGGAUGCUGAAGGAGAUUUACGUAGGCAGCGUCAAGCUUUCUCGGGGCUCGUGGUUCAUGUGCCGUGCGGCGAACGACCUGCCAGACUGGUGGUUUGGGCGUGUUGUUGAGGUUGUACUGCACAAGGGCGCUGACGACACGGAGCGGGCACUUGUGCGGGCCGAGUGGUUCACUGGAGCAACGAAAGAGGAGGCUGGGGCAGUGUCGGUGCCUAUUUGCGACCAGAUUCUUGCCCCGGUGGUGGCAUCGCGGCCUGCCAACAUCAUCGUUGAGACUGGUCCAUGGUACCUACCGGAAGCCAUUGUGCCAUGGCCGUGCCAUCUCGAACCGCACCCGGGCAACCCCAAUGUCCAGGUUGCGCUGGCACGGCUCUGGCACAUUCUGCGCAACCUGUUCCCUUACCCCACCGUAGCAGACGCCGUCCGGGUCAGCAGGCCUUUUCCGUAGCAGCGCAGGUCGCAAGGUGUGCUCGGCACAGCACUGCUUGCAGCAGUAGGUAGGCAGGAAGCCUGCGUGACGUGUAUAUGAGCAAAUAGGGAGCGCCGGAGUAGGUGCUGGGAGUAUGUUGUGUGCUUGCGACGCGUACAGCCCUGUGCAUGUGCAUGCCACGGCGGGCAGCGGCGGUAGCAAGUAGUUCUAAUACUGACAAGGUUAGCUAGGCAUGGCACUGCUUGCAGCAGUAGGCAAUGAGCGCAGGCGGGAAGCCUGUGUGACACAUACGUGAGCAAAUAGGGUGGGCUGGAGUAGGUGCUGGGAGUAUGUUGUGUGCUUGCGACGCGUACAGCCCUGUGCGUGUGCAUGCCACGGCGGGCAGCGGCGGUAGCAAGUAGUUCUAAUACUGACGAGGUUAGCUAGGCAUGGCACUGCUUGCAGCAGUAGGCAAUGAGCGCAUGCAGGAAGCCUGUGUGACACAUACGUGAGCAAAUAGGGCGGGCUGGAGUAGGUGCUGGGAGUAUGUUGUGUGCUUGCGACGCGUACAGCCCUGUGCGUGUGCAUGCCACGGCGGGCAGCGGCGGUAGCAAGCAGUUCUAAUACUGACGAGGUUAGCUAGGCAUGGCACUGCUUGCAGCAGUAGGCAAUGAGCGCAGGCAGGAAGCCUGUGUGACACAUACGUGAGCAAAUAGGGCGGGCUGGAGUAGGUGCUGGGAGUAUGUUGUGUGCUUGCGACGCGUACAGCCCUGUGCGUGUGCAUGCCACGGCGGGCAGCGGCGGUAGCAAGCAGUUCUAAUACUGACGAGGUUAGCUAGGCAUGGCACUGCUUGCAGCAGUAGGCAAUGAGCGCAGGCAGGAAGCCUGUGUGACACAUACGUGAGCAAAUAGGGCGGGCUGGAGUAGGUGCUGGGAGUAUGUUGUGUGCUUGCGACGCGUACAGCCCUGUUCGUGUGCAUGCCACGGCGGGCAGCGGCGGUAGCAAGCAGUUCUAAUACUGACGAGGUUAGCUAGGCAUGGCACUGCUUGCAGCAGUAGGCAAUGAGCGCAUGCAGGAAGCCUGUGUGACACAUACGUGAGCAAAUAGGGCGGGCCGGUGCUGAACGUAUGUUGUGUGCUUGCAACGCGUACAGCCCUGUGCAUGUGCAUGCCGUGGCGGGCAGCGGCAGUCGCAAGUAGUUCUAAUACUGACGAGGUUAGCUAGGCAUGGCACUGCUUGCGGCAGUAAGCAAUGAGCGCAGGCAGGAAGCCUGUGUGACACUUACGUGAGCAAAUAGGGUGGGCUGGAGUAGGUGCUGGGAGUAUGUUGUGUGCUUGCAACGCGUACAGCCCUGUGCAUGUGCAUGCCGUGGCGGGCAGUGGCGUCAGCAAGUAGUGCUGUGCCGGAGCUGGGACAUAGGCUGGGGGCAACAGCAACCUCACCCCGCACGCUGUAACAAUGGCACAUCCCGUGCGGCAGAAUAUUUAGCUGUGCCGGAGCUGGGACGUAGGCUGGGGCAACAGCAACCUCAACCCGCACGCUGUAACAAUGGCACAUC